Messenger RNA from Paramecium sonneborni, 818 nucleotides. The record is from the annotation of a GenBank genome assembly. NCBI's taxonomy places the organism in Eukaryota, Ciliophora, Oligohymenophorea, Peniculida, Parameciidae.
AUGAAUUGUUUAUGUAAGGAUAGCUUAUAUUGCUUUUUAGUGUUAUUGAGUUGUGAUCCAGGAUUUGUUUGUGAUAGUUCUUGCAAAACAAGUCUAAAUUCUAGUAGUGCUUGUUCAUCAAGUGAUGCUGGAUUCUGCUUGUGUUAAUUGACAAUAAUUAAAUAGCAGACAAUUUUUAAUGUGUUUGCAAUGAUGGAUAUUAUAGAGAUGGAUCAAAUUAAUGUUAGCAAUGCACAGCAUCAUGUUCAAAAUGUGAGAAUAAUCCAUAUGGUUGUACCGAAUGUAUCUCUACUUUUACAUUAAGUUAGGAUAUUCAAUAUAAAUGUGAAUGCUAAUAUGGCUAUUUUUAGGUUGAUUCUCAUACAUAUUAAUAAUGUGUAAGUCCAUGUUAAACUUGUGAAUCAAAUUAGAAUUAUUGUUUAUCAUGUGUUGAUAGUAAUUAAAUAGUAAAUGAUUUUCAUAAAUGUGUAUGUAAAAUAGAUAGUGUUGUUAAUAUUGACGGUUUCACACGCAACAAAUGUUAAUUACCAUAUGUUAGUUGUUUAUAACUAUAAAUAAACGUGUCACUUGUUUAAAUCUAUUAUAUUAAUAAUCUGAAUCUUGUAAAUGUGAAUCUAGAUGGAUAUUUGAUGAUAAUUACUUCUGCAUACCUUGAAUAGAACCAUGUAAAACUUGUGAGAUAUCUACAGCUAAAUGUUCUACCUUUAGGGAUCCUCAUCAAGAACUUAAUAGCUUAAAAUAAUGUGUUUACAAAUCUACAUAUUAUUCUGAUACUCUAAACGCCUGUGCAAAGUGUUCAGAACUUGUUAAGAAUGUGA